GUGUCGGGGAGGAGCCGGGCGCCGAGGUGCGCGGAGUGGAGCUCAGGGCUGCGGAGGGAAGCGGAGCUGAGCGGCUGGGCGGGCCUGGCCGGGCCAGCGGAGCUGAGACUUCGGUCAGCCGGCGGCGAACAUGCGCUGUUGACACAUUGGAGGCUUUCUUGAUCAUGGAUGGUGAAGAUAUACCAGAUUUUUCAAGUUUAAAGGAGGAAACUGCUUAUUGGAAGGAACUUUCCUUGAAGUAUAAGCAAAGCUUCCAGGAAGCUCGGGAUGAGCUAGUUGAAUUCCAGGAAGGAAGCAGAGAAUUAGAAGCAGAGUUGGAGGCACAAUUAGUACAGGCUGAACAAAGAAAUAGAGACUUGCAAGCUGAUAACCAAAGACUGAAAUAUGAAGUGGAGGCGCUAAAGGAGAAACUGGAACAUCAGUACGCACAGAGCUACAAGCAGGUUUCUGUAUUAGAAGAUGAUUUAAGUCAGACUCGGGCCAUUAAGGAGCAGUUGCACAAGUAUGUGAGGGAGCUGGAGCAGGCCAAUGAUGACCUGGAGCGAGCAAAAAGGGCAACAAUAGUUUCACUGGAAGACUUUGAACAAAGGCUAAAUCAGGCCAUAGAACGGAAUGCAUUUUUAGAAAGUGAACUUGAUGAAAAGGAAUCUUUGUUGGUCUCUGUACAGCGGUUAAAGGAUGAAGCAAGAGAUUUGAGGCAAGAACUAGCAGUCCGAGAAAGACAACAGGAAGUGACCAGAAAGUCGGCUCCUAGUUCUCCAACUCUAGACUGUGAAAAGAUGGAUUCUGCUGUACAAGCAUCACUUUCCUUGCCAGCUACACCUGUUGGCAAAGGGACAGAAAACAGUUUUCCUUCCCCAAAAGCUAUACCAAAUGGUUUUGGUACCAGUCCACUAACUCCUUCAGCCAGGAUAUCAGCGCUAAACAUUGUAGGGGAUCUCUUACGGAAAGUAGGGGCUUUAGAAUCCAAAUUAGCAGCUUGCAGGAAUUUUGCAAAGGACCAAGCAUCACGGAAAUCCUAUAUUUCAGGGAAUGUUAACUGUGGGGUGAUGAACAGCAACGGCACCAAGUUCUCUCGAUCAGGGCAUACAUCUUUCUUCGACAAAGGGGCAGUAAACGGCUUUGACCCAGCUCCUCCUCCUCCUGGCCUGGGCUCCUCGCGCCCGUCGUCAGCACCCGGUAUGCUGCCGCUCAGUGUGUGAGUGCCCGGCCUCCGGGGGGCUCCUGCCCUCCUCCAACAACCCAGGACACCCACGCCUCACCCCUCGGUGCCUGGGCCAGCCCUGUGCCCUCCAUCUGCCUCCCCACACGGCUGGCAGAGGGCAGGCUGCAUGCAGUGGCGGCUGCUGGGCCCUGCCCAGCCCCAGGACUCUGCGCGAUAUCAAUACUGGCUAUUUUCUCUUCUCGCCGUAGUGCCGUUGGUUUCACAUGAUUGCACUUUGUGGGUCACGAGGUGAUACAUACUUGUAUUACUUGGUCACUGGAUGCAGAAGUACCCAUUUGUCAUCCCUGCCUCAUAGCCCCCGCCCUGCUGUACUGAUAGGAUUUAGUUGUGUUUAGGACAUUGCGAAUCUUCUACAAGUUCUCCCCCAAUCAGGUUGACACAUGCCCUCCUCCUGAGCCCCCCGGGCGCCCUCAGUGCUCACGAUCAUGUGUUUCCCGGCCCUACCCCCCGUCUGGGCCCGUUCUGCCAGGAGUCAGGAAGGUCGCUGAAUUAGGGAAGAUUGUCUGUUCCUCCUCGUUUUACGUAGCAGUUACCAUUCCAUAGACUGCCUCCCAGAGCAGCGAAACGCCCUGCUGAGCCCCCUGGCAGGAGCCUCUGGGGCCUGGGCAAGCACGGGCAGAGCCUCGGCCAUCUCCUCCAUGUGCCUCAGACUCGGGGGAGGGGCGACGGCGUCCGUGCCAGCUCUGGUCCUCGGGUAGUGUCGUGACAUCUUCAGUUUCUGUUCUCGCUGGAUGGCCCGUCAGUGGUGUUGGAAGGUGGAGUGGCCAGAUUCGGGGCAGACUGAGCCCCAGUGGUUGUCCUGUGCAUCCUUUGAUUACUCUCAUGCUGCAUUUACUGUUUACAUUUGUUUUGUUGUACAUAGGUUUGUAAACAUUAUUGCCUAAGAUAUUUGUAUAUAACUUGGGCUUUGUAGCUUUUAUUUAUUCAGAACUCAUAUGGCAUGUUAAUGACUCCCGAUGGUGUCCUACUCUGGGCAGCUGUAUAGGAUCAUCAUGUGGUUAAAAAAAACCAGUUCCCUCAAAAAAAAUCUUUUAAUGUGGAAACAAUAAAUUUCACAGAAAAAAAGGA
Lepus europaeus (European hare) is the source of this 2293-nucleotide messenger RNA. It is a transcript of the gene NDEL1, whose product is annotated as nudE neurodevelopment protein 1 like 1. Bases 165 to 1202 code for a protein of 345 amino acids. The record is from RefSeq and is a predicted model, not a curated record. Gene Ontology annotation, molecular function: microtubule binding. Gene Ontology annotation, cellular component: centrosome; kinetochore; kinesin complex. The transcript has 9 exons. Gene Ontology annotation, biological process: regulation of neuron projection development; chromosome segregation; centrosome localization. Lineage: Eukaryota; Metazoa; Chordata; Mammalia; Lagomorpha; Leporidae.